Molecule: messenger RNA, 2178 nt
Organism: Penicillium canariense
Lineage: Eukaryota; Fungi; Ascomycota; Eurotiomycetes; Eurotiales; Aspergillaceae
Product: oligopeptidase family protein
Exons: 2
Coding region: 1-2178 (725 amino acids)
Biological process (GO): proteolysis
Molecular function (GO): serine-type endopeptidase activity
Source: RefSeq, a predicted model, not a curated record
AUGAAGUUCACACCCGAACUCAUCAAGCUCUCGAUUGACCACUUUACCUUCAGGGUUCUCCUCGGCGCCCCCAGGCGGUCCUCAGCCGUCCCCAAUGCAGCAGGCACCCUAGCAGUCUACACCCAGACCUCCUACUCAUUCGAGUCGCAUUCCAAGACCAGUGAGAUCCGUGUCAUAGAUGUCGAGUCCGGCCGAUCAGCUCUCAUCACCAAUGACCCUGGCGCCAGCAACCCGCAGUGGCUGGGCGACGGCGACCUGCUAGUCUGGCUGAAGACCAAGUCCAACGGCAACACGAGCUUCAUUGUCGGCAAUGCGCGCGAGGCUGAUAUGACAUACACUGCUGGCACUGUCCCGGGCCCAGUAUCUGACUUGAAGGUUACUGUCAUCGAGCCGGGGAAGAUUGGCUUCGCGGUGACAGGCAAGGCUAACCCGGACGGGUCGUUGUUUAAUCCACACGACGUGAAGAAGCCGCACACCACCGGACGCCUGUAUACUUCUUUGUUUGUCCGGCACUGGGAUGCAUAUGUUGAGCCGCAGAAGAAUGCCAUCUGGUACGGCCUGCUGGAGCAGACGCCCCUGUCCCCAGCUCGCAGACUGGCGGGGAAGUUCUCUGUCUCGGGCCUGACGAACUUGAUCUCGGUGUCUGGCCUGGGACCGCUUGAAUCGCCAAUUCCUCCGUUCGGUGGCACUGGUGACUUCGACAUCAGCCCGUCCGCUAUUGUGUUUAUUGCUAAAGACCCGAACCUGAGCCCGGCUACCCACACUGCAUGCUCGUGUUACUACGCCCCGAUGUUCUCGUGGACUAGCAUGAGUGUGUCGGAUAUCAAGCCUUGUAAGGUGACUAGUCUGCAGGGCGCAAUGGCCUCGCCCGUUUUGUCUUCGGAUGGUAGUUCCAUUGCUCUUUUGACCAUGCGCAAGGAUGGGUAUGAGUCGGACAAGAAUCGCAUCCUCUAUGUGCCCAAUCCAUGGAACGGCGAGAUGUUUGAAGUCUUUGAGACCUCCGAUGGCAAGGGAGAAUGGGACCUGAGCCCCUCUUCCGUGUCCUUUGCUCAAGAUGAUCAGUCGUUGCUCAUCCAGGUCCAGGAAGUCGGCCGUGGAGUCCUAUAUCAGCUGUCCCUGGACGGCAUUCGAACGGCGAAGCCUGAGUCACUGAAGAAACUCACAUACGAGGGAUUCGUCAGCGAUGUUGUUCCCGCUGCAGCCAAAACAUCCAAGUUGUUCGUCUCCAGCUCCAAUCUGGUUGACAGCAGUAUAUGGUCCAUCAUCGAUCCGGCUCGCCCAGAAGAAGUUCGGGUCGUUUCGUCGAACGGCCGCGGAGGAGCUGCAUUCGGCCUUUCACCGACACAGGUAGAUGAAAUCUGGUUCAAGGGCGCCGAGGACCAUAAGGUCCACGCUUGGGUCGUCAAGCCCUCCAACUUCAAGCCGGGUGAGCGGUAUCCUCUAGCUUACCUGGUUCACGGCGGCCCCCAGGACGCAUGGAAUGACCAGUGGAGCACGCGUUGGAACCCUGCCCUUUUCGCCGAGCAGGGCUAUGUCGUGGUUACGCCCAACCCAACUGGUAGCACUGGCUACGGACAAGAUUUCACAGACGGGAUCUGCGGUGAGUGGGGUGGCCGGCCCUACGAGGAUCUCGUAAAGGGCUUCGAAUACAUCGAGCAAAACCUGCAAUACAUCGACACCACCCGGGCUGUGGCGCUCGGGGCGUCCUAUGGAGGCUACAUGAUGAACUGGAUGCAGGGCCACGCUCUAGGUCGCAAGUUUAAAGCGCUGGUUACCCAUGAUGGUGUGUUCAGUAUGACGUCGCAGCUUGCCAGCGAAGAGCAGUUCUUCCCGCUGCACGACCUCAAGGGCCCCAUUUGGAAGGUCCCCGAGCACUGGGCCAAGUGGGAUCCGUCGCGCUUCACGGAGAACUGGGCGACGCCUCACCUCAUCAUUCACAAUGAGCUAGACUACCGCCUGACUAUUGCGGAAGGUCUUGCUGCGUUUAACGUGUUGCAGAUGCGGGGGGUCGAGAGCGCCUUCUUGACGUUCCCGGAUGAGAACCAUUGGGUUUUGAACCCGGAGAACUCCUUGAUGUGGUACCACACCGUACUGAACUGGAUCAAUAAGUAUGCUGGACUUGCUCCUGUCGCGGAUGAACCCGACCUCUCCGCAGCGGUGGCCAACCUCUCCUUUUAA